Molecule: messenger RNA, 624 nt
Organism: Anopheles gambiae (African malaria mosquito)
Lineage: Eukaryota; Metazoa; Arthropoda; Insecta; Diptera; Culicidae
Exons: 2
Coding region: 111-530 (139 amino acids)
Biological process (GO): post-translational protein targeting to endoplasmic reticulum membrane
Molecular function (GO): protein binding
Source: RefSeq, a predicted model, not a curated record
AUGUCACGUCAGUUUGGCAGCAUCAAAACAAAGCGAACGUGCAGGAAACGUACAGCACACAUUGUUGACACGGAAACCCGCAACCAGUUUCACACAAAUUGCUAAGCAAAAUGAAGCUCACUAUUAAGAUAUUGAAAGGAGAAGAAUACUCUGUCGAGACAACAGAAGAGGCUACAAUUCAGCAGAUUAAGGAAGAGAUUGAGAAGAAAAGCUCCAUACCGGUGGAGCAUCAGAAGCUGCUGCUGGUGGGGAAAGCGCUGGCAGAUGAAAAGACUGUCGCCUCCUAUGGCAGCAUUGUGGACGGUACGAAGCUGACGCUGGUGGUCAAGAAGCCGGAUCCACUGCGGGACGUCAUCUACCGCCACUUCAAGCGCUACCUGCAGGAAGAGCAAUCGCAGCGAUUGACGACCAAAUUUAUGGACGACUUUGAACAAAAGCUGCACCAACUCAGCCUGGACGAUCUGGAAAAGAUCGCCACGGAGAUGUUGGCGAAAAAGGGCCAAAAUGUGACAGCUUCCGACGCCGUGUAAUUUAGGCCAGACGAGCUCCGCCGCACGAGUGAUGUUCCAUUUACCAACUAACACUACUGUUUCAAUAUUCAAUAAAACUCCACACGCAACCAAA